CCUCGCACUCAAGCGGUUUUACCAGACCAGUAGCAACAGGGCUGUUGUGACGUGUGGAUGUGUCUGUCGCGCCGUCGCGGUGCAUCACGUGUGAUAACAGAUUAAACCUCUCCGUGACAGAGCCUAUUUAGCCUCUUAAGCAGACGCUCGUCACUUGAUAUAACUGAAAUAUUAAUCACGGAAGUGUCAAUUAAAGCGCUCCGAUGAAAGGUGCCAAGAGUUGUCCCUGUGAGGUGAAAUGUAUAAAUGAAUGAACGUGUUGUUGAUGAACAAUGUGAGAAACUUUGAGAGAAGUGUCAAUAAUCCUCGCCAGAGUUUCUGUUGACAUGGAAACGAACACAGUGACAUGAUGACGGAAUGUUCUGGAAGUGUGGAAGAUAGCAUGAAACAAGAGACUCUCCACGUGACCGUCAGCGACCCUGUGGGGAACGUGAAAAAGGACCCCCUUUCCCCUGACCACAGGAGCGGUGCACCCCUCACUUUCCACAAGGUCGGAACCGUCGGCGGGUCGCUCGCUAAGGCCUUCAGGAAAGUCUUCCGUAGCCGGACGCCCUCCCCGAGCACGGAGGACAAGGAGGAUGACCACUUCCGUCGAGGGGAAGACCUCAAGUGUGACGUCUCGUCCAGCGACUUCGAGUUCCACGAUGGCGUCCAGCAGCAGCAGGUGUUUUCCAGUCCCCCGGCCACUGGGGACAGCUUCAGCAGUCAGAUUUUUGCUUACGAUUCCACCAGCAUCGUGACCUCUUAUGAUGAGAUCCACAAUGCAAGCCCCCUUUCCAGAGACCACCUGCACCCCCACAGCCCCAACGUGGCGAAGUCCCAGACUUACUCUGCUCUGUCGGAAGCCCUCCACCAUGCGUUUCUUGAGGGCAUGGUGUGUAGCGGGGCGGACGACGUCAAUCUCAUGUCAAACGAUGACCUCCACAUCCAGGGCAGCAAGAGUGAAAAUGACGUACUAGGUCAUAGUAAAGGCAGAGAUUUCGGUGUGAACAGCAGGACGUCCCACUUACCCUCGGACGAAGUGGACGACCUGAAAAGAGAAGAGUCUGAGUUUUCUAGUCAUUCGCUGCUGGUGCCAUCGCUGUCCAACAGAUCCGGCCCUUAUUCGGACCACUCUGACAUGGCCACGGAGGAAGAAGAGGAGGAAGAGGAGGAGGAGGAGGAGGAGGAGGAGGAGGAAAGCAGCUCUCAUCACAGCCGGGAUGAAAGGCAGCAGCAGCAGCUACAGCAGCAAGAAUCACACUCACCGCCCGAACAUGACCACAACAAGAGCUUCGAUCUCUUCGGCAACUUCUUCACCCAUUCUCGUAGGUCUUCCAUGCUGCCUCAGACCAACAGCGAGGAGUCCAAGACGGAUGGGUCUAAACCUGAGGUCCACAACAUCCAUCACCCGAGUCCUCACCACAAGUCUCUGAAAGAUAAGGAGUCUGGGAAGGACCAUGUCAAGGGGCAUAAGUCUCUAGGGGACACCCUCAGUAAAGUGGCUGUGUACUUGCAGAGAGGAGGAUCCCGCCUAGCGGAACAACAGAGGCGACUGAAAAGCCAAAUCUGGAGUUCUGUGGUCACGAUCGUUCUGGUGGAAGGCAAGAACAUGUUGCCCAUGGACCCUGAUGGGACUUCCGAUCCGUACGUCAAGUUCAGACUCGGGAACGAGAAGUACAAGAGCAAGGUCGAACUUCACACCCUCACUCCAAGAUGGCUGGAGCAGUUCGACUUGCAUCUGUUCGAAGACCAGAGUCAAAUGUUGGAAAUCACCGUCUGGGACAAGGACCUUCGGAAAGACGACUUCAUCGGAAAGUGCAGCAUAGACUUGACGCAGUAUGAGAGAGAAAAAACCCACCACAUAUGGGUUGACUUGGAUAAGGGUGCUGGUUCGCUUUUUCUUCUCUUAACCAUAUCAGGAACGACCUCUUCCGAGACCAUAUCGGACCUUCAUUCUUAUCAGGAAAAUCCCAAGGAAAUCAGAACCAUAGCGGACAGAUACAAAGUUUCAAGAACACUGCACAACCUUCGAGACAUCGGUCAUCUUCGUGUCAAGGUUUACCGAGCACAGGGCCUGGCUGCUGCAGACCUAGGUGGCAAGAGCGAUCCCUUCUGCGUUUUGGAGCUUAUCAAUGCCAGACUUCAGACGCAGACUGAAUAUAAGACUCUGUCGCCAACGUGGAACAAAAUAUUUACUUUUAACAUCAAAGAUAUACACAGCGUACUGGAAGUGACAGUCUACGAUGAGGACCGGGACCACAAGGUCGAGUUUUUAGGGAAGGUGGCUGUGCCUCUUUUAAAAGUGAAAAACGGAGAGAAGCGUUGGUAUGCAUUGAAAGACAAGAAGCUGAGGUUACGAGCCAAAGGCAGUAAUCCUGAAAUACUUUUGGAGUGCUCUGUCGACUGGAAUCCGAUACGAGCAGCUCUUAGGACGUUUACACCAAUGGAGGAGAAGUACAUGCAAGUUGAACAAAAAUUCAAACGCCAAGUUUUUAUUAGAAAUGUCAAUCGCCUUAAGUCUUCCAUCAUGGAUUUCUACGAACUAGGGAAGUUUAUCAAGUCGUGUUGGGAGUGGGAAUCUCCAUUUCGAAGUAUUGUAGCAUUUAUAAUAUUCAUGGUGGGGACGUAUUGCUUCGAAGUGUACAUGUUACCCAUCAUGCUCUUAUGCCUCUUCCUCAGGAAUUACAUUGUAAUCUCAAUUGUUGGAAGUAUGAUGCACAGAGAAGAUGAAAGUGAACUGUCAGCAGAUGAAGAGGAAGUAGAUGAUGACGACAAAGACAAGAAUGGGAGUUUAGAGGUAAGACAAUCUCAGGUUCAAAAGGAAUGUGCUGAUGGAACUAACGCAGUCACUAAUAUCCCAAAAGUGAAGGAGGAGAAGAAGACACUGAAGGAGAGGUUACAGGUUAUACAAGAAGUAACAUUAACAGUCCAGAAUGCAAUAGGAUACAUUGCUUCUCUAUGUGAAAGCUGUAAAAACACAUUCAACUUCUCUGUGCCAUUUUUAUCGUGGUUGCUGAUAUUGGUGCUGAUUGUGGGGACGGUUGUUUUAUAUUUCAUCCCUGUCCGUUACCUGGUCAUGAUGUGGGGUGUAAAUAAGUUCUCACGCAAAUUGUUCCGGCCACAUUCUAUGGUAAACAACGAGGUACUUGACUUCCUGUCAAGAGUACCAGAUGAUGAAACCUUGGCUUUAUAUAUCAGACGGAAUUAUAGUUCAUCAAUGAAACGUGAGAGGAGAAAGCGAUCACAACAUUGCAAGCAGUGAUGUAGAGGCACGUGAUUGUCGAGAGUUGCGUCCAGUUCCGCAUUCAGAAGAUAAGAGAAGAGACCAGAGGAAAAAGAAGCUCAACUAGUAAAUGCCCUGUAUCAGGGAUGGAUUUACCAGGGUUAAAGCAUUUUCAGAGUUUGUGCAGUGCCUCUUCAAACCAACAGUCCUGACAUAUGAUAUAUGGCCUUAUAGAUCUUAUGUCAGUUUUAUGCAAUGAGACUGAAAUGAAAAAGAGCUGGAAAGUCAAAAAAUUUCAUUAGAACCAUUUGGAAUUCAUCAAGUGUAAAAUUUCACGUUGCUGUGACAUUUUAGCAGAUAGUGAAAGUAAGGUUUUUAAUGCAUGCAAACAUAAUGGGCACAAAACAUAAGUAUGUUCAUUGUAAACAGGAUUUUCAGAGAUUCAUGCAGUGUAAAGUACUGUUAUAUCAUAAAAAUAAACUCCAUUAGUUAUAUGUACAGGUAAGUUUAUAAUGAUUGAGGUUACAUUAUCAGAUGAUGAAGUUACUGCCAGAUCUGCUAGAGUUCUAGAAGGUAGCAUUUUAGUCAGUUAAACUGUAACGUACAACUACACUACCAAGAAUCCUCUUUGAAGUCAUGAAGGGUUCUUAUUUUUUGGCAUGAAAUGAAUCCUAGUUAUGUGCAUUUGUAUGACUGUAAUCAAUUGUUGUUGUUGUUGUUAAUGAAAGUCUUUCAUAUGUAUUUGUAUUGCAAGUUUCUUAACAGUUUUGCAGGUUUUUAUGAAGACAAAGAAUGUUGUGAAAUUUUUUUAUUUUCUUUGGAUUAAGUAUUUACCAAGCUGCCAAUUGGGCACAGCUUGCUGCAAGUAAUCAUCUCAUAUCCAUGGUAACUUCUUUACAAAGGCCAUACAUCAUUUCCCAUGUAGAAAUCCCACUGUCACUGCUUUUGUCUUUCCACAGUUUUCCAUAUUAGUGCAGAUAUGAGAGGCUGUAUGUCACCAAUAUUUAAUCUGAAACACAAUUAAAGGUAUAAGUUAUUUCUUCAUUUCCUAAUCCGAUACUUUGGGAUUCAACCUUUCUCAUGUUAUUUUGCCUCACCAUUCAACUAUGGAAAAAACUUUAGUUUUAAAGGCUGUAUUAUAAUACUUGAAUGUAUAGCAUAUUUAAAAUGAUAUUAUUCAGUUGUAAGAAUAGCCUACACCCCAUUACUAAUAUAUACUGAACACUGUAUCCAAACAUUGGUACAUACUGCUUUCCAUGGAUGCUGAGAUAAAUCUUAAAUUAUGUAAUGUCCACGUUCAAAGUUUUUUCGUAGAACAUUUUUGGCAUUCUGAAAUUUCUGAGCACUAUCAGAUGCAUAAUGUACAUAAUUUAUUUAGUUCAGUAUUUCAAGCUGUGCCUAGUGGGUCAUGUGACUUGUAAAUACUAUAUGCAACAUUGUAGAUUAAUGUUCAAAAUACUGUGGCUCUCAGAUAUGGUUUCUAAACAUUCCUUUGCUUUUAUAAUUAUUCAGUAAUGUAUAAAUGUUUAAUCCAAAACACAUUUGAUAAUUUCCUAGUCUCCCUGAGUCAGGUGUAUUGAUGUACAAGUAUUGUGUUUACCAUGAUUCUCCAUGCCUAGAUGCUGUUUUGUUGCACAAGAAUCACAUUUCCAUUUUUUAGAAAUGCCAAAUCCUGUAUUGUAUUGAGCAUUCUUUCUUUAGCUUUGUUGUUGAUAUUUUAAGUGUGGUUCAGCAAGCGAUAACAAUGGUUGAUGCAUAAAGAGGAAAAUAGUCAAGGGUUGGGCUUCAUGGCCAAUUUGUAUGACAAUUCUUGAAGUGAACAGAUGCAUCUGUCGAUAGAACGAAAAAUAUAUUGAGAAUUUUAUGUUGGUGCUUUUCUCCUUUACAGAAGUUUUGUUGGUGUGAACUCCUUUCACGAAGCUCUGAUCUAGUCACUGAAAGUAUUAUGUCUGUAAAGCCACAGAACAUUUGGAAUGUCAACUAUUAGAUUUAAGAAUUUCAAUAAUAUAAACUACUGUAUGUUUUUGAAUCAAGAAAAUAUGAGAUUUUACCCAGCUUGUCCUUGACUGGAAGACAGAUGCUGAUUAUCAUAUCUUACGUACGAAAUACCACACAGGGUUGUGCUGUCUUCAGAUGAAGUCCAAUUUACUGGAAAUGAAUAAUAAGAUGCUGGGAGUUUGUAGCUGAAGCUGGUAUAACCUUGUUUUAAGAAAAAAAUACUUGUGUUUGUUGAUCUGGUGUUGGGGAUUAUUAGCAUGUUAGUAGACUUUUUUAUAUGAAAUUUGUAUAUUGUAAUUUUUAAAUAUUUACCUGUGAUACACAUGGUUGUUAGGGCAUUAAGUACUUUUUUGUUAAACGUUUAUUUUUUGUAACAGACAAAUUUGUAGUAGAAUUCCUCCAAUAAGCAUACAAAAAGUUGCAAUAAUAUCUCGGUAGUUGAUUUGCUUUGAGAAUGUGCAGAACCACUUGACAGCAGUCGUAGAUUAACCAAUGGAAAUCAGUAUUAACUAAAAUUUGUUGAAAUGCACUUGGAGGAAUUGUUCCAAUUUUAUUUGUUGUGGACAAAAACGCCCAGUCACUGAGAGUGUACAUAGUAUAUUUAUAGAAUAUUAAAAUAAAUUUCCUUUCAAAACCAAUAAAGCCAAAUAGGAAGGCUUAUUUAUACCGUAUUUGUAUUUUAUAACGUCUGAAAUUAAUUUUUGGUUAGAAGUGGCAUGGUUAUUCCAAUUCAUAGAGUUAUAGGAGAGUGUAUUGUGCUACAGUCAUUCUUGUUGACUUCAUAUACUUUUUUUCAGAGUCAUCGGAGUCCUGUUAACUUUUCAAAAAGAGUUGUAGCCUCAAGUCAAAUUCUACUUAAAGGGUGCAGUUGCGUAAAGGUCUAAGCAUUUACAUCUUUCUUGCAUAGUCCAAGACACUUGAACUUUCUUGCAGUUAUCUCUUCUUGUAGGAAUAUAUAGCAUUUACAUUAACUGUUCCCUUAGUAGUAAGGAUAAUAGCAAAUGCGGUAGUCUAAUAGUAAAAGCUUGUUAUUAUUCUACUGAGGUUACUGUGAAAUUUUAUGGGACAAUUAAUAUAAUCUAGUAUAUGAAGUGAGGGUAUAACACCGUGCUUGAGUUGAAGGAACUUAGAAUAAAUCCCAAUGUAGAGUAAAACAAAGUCAUCAUAUUAUAAAAGGAAAUUUUUGUGAACAAUCAGCUUAUUUCUAGAAUUGUUACUGUAGAUUUAACUGAUAUUAAAAUUAUCACUGUUAUCAGAUUUAAGGGCAAAUAAUCUGUAUUUGCAAGUGAAAUUGAGUAAUUUAAUGUUGAUGGUACAAGUCUUUGAAAUUGUUGGCAUUGAUUAAAUAAAACUGUUGAAGUGUAUACUGAGCAUUGGAAAAAUAAUGAUAGAAUUGACUCUUAAUCUAGUUGGAUGAUCUUUCAAGAAUUAUUCUCAUAUUCUUAAGGGUGUCUAGUUCCUGUGAAACUGUUUUGUUUUCUGUAGCUUAGGCUGGUUGAAGAUCAUUUGUUAUUCAAACCCUGGGAAUAGUGCCAUGCAUACCAUAUUGUGCAAUCUGGGAAACUGUACUAGAGUGCAAAUUCUGUAAGUUUAUGAAAAUCCUGUUCAUUAAAGCUAAAAUAUAUUAAGUCUAUAAUCAGUCACAUCAAUUUUAUAAAUAGUCUUUCAGGACUGGAAAGUUUAUGGAUUUAAGUUUAACGAUGUAGACAAGAUGAAAAAUCAGCCUACGUGACUACUGGUUUCACUGAAAAGUACAUAAGGAUUAUUUUUCACAAGUAUUUUGUGCAUGCUUUUCAUUUGAAAUUAUUAGUUUUUGGGGCUAAAAUAAUUAUCUUAAAACUUAGAAAUAGUAUGAUUACAGAAAAUUCUUAAAUGAUUUGCUAUUCUGUGUUGAAGAAUGGUUUUACAGGUUUUAGAAGGGAUAUUGGCAGAAAAGUAUGCCUUCGUAAUUUAAAAGGAUAUAGGCAGAAACGAUGAAAAGUUCUAUUUACAUGAAAAACUCAAGGUAGAAUAACAUGUGGUCUUCAGUCAGCUUCAUGACCUCUGCAUGUUCUCCUUUUUUGUCCUUGCUCCAUCCAUGCAGUGAUAAUUAUUGUACUGUCAUCACCGAUGCCAUUUGGUGCCACUGAUAAAUCAUUGUUUCAUGUUCUCUUUGAUUAUAUUACACUUUAAAUAAAUAUCUUUUUUACGGAGAA
Macrobrachium nipponense is the source of this 7398-nucleotide messenger RNA. It is a transcript of the gene Mctp, whose product is annotated as multiple C2 and transmembrane domain-containing protein-like. NCBI's taxonomy places the organism in Eukaryota, Metazoa, Arthropoda, Malacostraca, Decapoda, Palaemonidae. The transcript is spliced from 16 exons. Gene Ontology annotation, biological process: regulation of neurotransmitter secretion. Gene Ontology annotation, molecular function: calcium ion binding. The record is from RefSeq and is a predicted model, not a curated record. Bases 347 to 3244 code for a protein of 965 amino acids. Gene Ontology annotation, cellular component: synaptic vesicle membrane.